Messenger RNA from Siniperca chuatsi (mandarin fish), 1947 nucleotides. RefSeq names its product ankyrin repeat domain 46b (gene ankrd46b). NCBI's taxonomy places the organism in Eukaryota, Metazoa, Chordata, Actinopteri, Centrarchiformes, Sinipercidae. The record is from RefSeq and is a predicted model, not a curated record. Gene Ontology annotation, molecular function: protein binding. The transcript has 4 exons. Bases 181 to 867 code for a protein of 228 amino acids.
ACGCUAGAUGGCGACAAACGCCGUAAUGUUGCCCGUGCCCCAAAGAAACAAACACAAACAGAAACAGAAGAAGAAGAACACAGCUAGUACCGUUAGCUCGAAGGAAAGCGAAGUUUAUUUUUUCUUCUGAUUUGGGACAUAUCAACAGGUACGCUGGAAUUUUCUGAUACCCACUCGGACAUGUCCUAUGUCUUCAUCAAUGAUUCGUCGCAGACAAACGUGCCUCUGCUGCAGGCCUGCAUUGAUGGAGACCUGCCUUUCGCCAAGAGGCUCCUCGAGACGGGAUGCGACCCCAACAUCCGUGACAACCGGGGCCGCACCGGCCUGCACCUAGCCGCUGCCCGAGGGAAUGUGGACAUAUGCCGCCUCCUACACAAGUUCGGGGCUGAUCUGUUGGCAACGGAUUAUCAAGGAAACACAGCGCUGCAUCUGUGUGGUCAUGUGGAUACUAUACAGUUCCUGGUUUCCAACGGGCUGAAGAUUGAUAUCUGUAAUCACAAUGGGUCGACCCCUCUGGUGCUGGCGAAGAGACGCGGGGUCAACAAGGAUGCCAUUCGUCUGCUGGAAGGACUGGAGGAGCAGGAAGUGAAAGGCUUCAAUAGAGGAACACACUCCAAACUGGAGACCAUGCAGAUGGCAGAUAGUGAGAGUGCAAUGGAGAGCCACUCCUUACUCAACCCCAACCUGCAGAGCAGUGAGGGCGUUCUGUCCAGCUUCAGGACCACCUGGCAGGAGUUUGUGGAGGAUCUGGGCUUCUGGAGGGUCCUGCUGCUGCUGGUGGUCAUCGCCCUCUUGUCCCUGGGCAUCGCCUACUACGUUAGUGGGGUCCUGCCUUUCUCCACCAGCCAGCUGGAGCUGGUGCACUGAGGGAGGGCAGGGAGGAGGGUGGUAAAGAAGAAGCAUGGGGCAGGGAGGUCGUAAAAUACAACAGAAAUUCUGAUUUUUGUUUAUUUGCAGCCCAGAUCUCGUCUUUUUCUUGGUUGCCUAAACAGGGAAACAUCAUAUUGUGUUAUUAGUAAACAUGUAUUUCUAAAAAGCAGUGAUCCAAAAGAACAAAUCUCACUUUCUCAAUUUGAGUUACUUAAACAUCAACUUGCAAGCUUGAGGUGUAUGGUGUCUUCUUCUGAUUCAGUGACUCAUACUAACAUAUGCUGGUCAGAUAUUGUGUAACAUAUCCCCUUUAAAAUGAGAUCACAGUUGAAGCUGCUUGUGUGAAAAAAAAUACACUCUCCUAACAAAACAGUUUCCCCUCGGGGAUCAAUAAAGAAUUUCUGAUUUUGUUUAAUGCAGUUAUACAAUGACAUUUCCCUGUGUAACACCUUUACAUUUCAUUCAUACUGUAUGUUCUGUUACAAGCUGUAUAUUGCCAACAUUUUGUAUCUUUUAUUUUCUUAUGUGUCUGAUCUCUCAGUUGUGUUAUUUAUCAAAUAUCUUCUGUGUUAAUUUUCCUGUAUGUUCUGUUAAAAUCCUGCACCUUUGCUGUCUUUCCAAAAACCCGCAUUUGUCAUUUAAUCGAAUCUCUUAUUCCGACUGGAAACCGUUUUAUGGUGAUAACUGAAUCAUGUUGUGCAGGAAUGUCGUAUCGUCUGCUUACAUUCAGAUUAGAAAAGCACCUUGACUGUGUGCCUUUUUAGAGAAAGCUUCAUGUUUCACAGCAGCUCAUUAAGACAUUCCUGCCAGAAGCAUGCGGCUUGUUUGCAUUCAAAUCUAUUGUGUUGUUGUAAACAUCAUAUAUAGGCACAAUGCUUAUAAACAGUAGGAUUGUGGCAGCAGAUUAUUACGUGUUGUAUAUUCAUUUUAUCUUAAUGUCCGUGUAAACCAUGUAGAUUUUAUUUGUUGUAGGUUUUCCACCGUUGAUUUUCAGUGUACAACAACACAUUUGAAGUAAACUCUAAUUUAAUGUGGAAAAUAAAUAAAAUCAUGUGUAUGUAUGAUUCUAAUCAACAA